Nerophis lumbriciformis (worm pipefish) is the source of this 1110-nucleotide messenger RNA. Lineage: Eukaryota; Metazoa; Chordata; Actinopteri; Syngnathiformes; Syngnathidae. The record is from RefSeq and is a predicted model, not a curated record.
AUGCGCGUUCUUAUUGCCAACGACAAAUUCAAGGGAUCCCUUCCAGCUCCCAAAGUCGCACAAGCAAUUCAGGAAGGAUUACCUGCAAACUCCGAGGUAGAUCUCUGCCCCAUCGCUGAUGGCGGGGAAGGGUUCACCGCGACCAUGCUCGCAGCCCUCGGUGGUCGAUGGAUGGAAUGCGACACCGUCGACGCUCUCCACCGCCCUCUCAAAGCCCGUUACGCCAUCACAAACACCGGUCUCGCAGUCAUGGAAAUGGCAUCCGCCUCGGGAUUCGAACUCAUCCCAGAAAACGAUCGCGACAUCCUUCAAUCAUCCACUUACGGCACCGGGCUCAUGAUCCGACACGCAGCCGGACAAAAAGAGGUGGAACGAAUUCUCAUCGGCAUCGGCGGAUCCGCCACGAAUGACGGCGGCGUGGGAAUGGCCGACGCUCUCGGCAUCCUCCUCCUAGAUUCCGAAGAAGAACCACUUCCUCCAUGUCCCGCCGGACUGGACACUCUCGCCACGAUCGACCGCGAUCAGCUCAUCGAUCUGCCACCCAUCGAUGUCGCCUGCGACGUUGACAAUAUUCCAGUCCUCGGCCCUAACGGAGCCACCGCCAUCUUCGCGCCGCAGAAAGGAGCCUCGGAAUUCGAGCAACUGGAGCUUGAAGCAUUCCUGGCCCACCUCGUUAAAAUCACUGGAGCGGAAGAUCUCGCCAAAAAGCCCGGAGCAGGAGCCGCCGGAGGACUUGGCUUUGGCCUGAUGCAUUUCCUUGGAGCCGAACUUCACUCCGGUUUUGACCUCGUCUCCAAGGCACUCGACUUACCCACCCGAAUCAAGCAAGCCGACCUCGUCGUUACCGGUGAAGGAUCACUCGAUGCCCAAUCGCUCUCCGGAAAGGGCCCCGUCGGCAUUGCCCGACUGGCAAGCGACCUUGGAACUCCCACCAUCGCCAUCGCCGGGCACAUAUCCGAAGAAGUCCGCCAGUCCGGACUCUUCGAACACUGCGGAGCCCUCACUGACUUCGAUCUCCCGAUCGAAACCCUCAUGUCUGAUACCGCCAAUCUCCUGACGCGCAAAGUUCGUGAGCUAAGUGACUUGCUCCCCCUGCUCGGACAAGCUUAG